Molecule: messenger RNA, 1369 nt
Organism: Phyllostomus discolor (pale spear-nosed bat)
Lineage: Eukaryota; Metazoa; Chordata; Mammalia; Chiroptera; Phyllostomidae
Product: leukocyte immunoglobulin-like receptor subfamily A member 6
Exons: 8
Coding region: 131-1105 (324 amino acids)
Biological process (GO): cytokine-mediated signaling pathway
Molecular function (GO): inhibitory MHC class I receptor activity
Source: RefSeq, a predicted model, not a curated record
UCUUCUUUCACUCUGGGGGUGAGACCCAAGGCCACUGCACCACUUCCUGCUGCCUUGCAUUCCUCUUAGAGAAGUCCGAGCCUCAUAACGCAGCAACACUGGGGCAGGCAGCCAGCCAGGACCCUGGAUCAUGUCCCUGGUCCUGCCCACUCUGCUCUGUCUCGAGCUGAUUCUGGGUCAGAGCACACAGGCUCAGAAAGGAGCUUUACCCCAACCUAAUAUCACAGCUCAGCCCAGAUCCAUGGUUGUAAAUAAGAAAUAUGUGACAAUCCAGUGCUGGGGGCCAGCAAAAGCUGAAGCAUACAAGAUAUUUAAAGAGGGAGGACCUGAGCCUAGGGAGGCUGAGAUGUCCACUUUAUAUAUCAAAGAGAUGAAACCAGACCAGACGGGACUAUACCGCUGUUCCUACAGGAGUGGAAAACUCUGGUCCCCAUGCAGUGCUUCCCUGACACUGGUCAUGACAGGAACUUAUGCCAAACCCUCACUCAGCCGCAUGAGUGGCACUGUGGUGGCUUCAGGAGAUGAGGUGAUAUGGAAGUGUUUCUCAAAACUCAAGUAUGAUAGAUUUAUUCUCAUCAAAGAAGAUGAAUUUCAAACCAUCCAGAAUGAAAGCUCCACAUGCCAGGACAAUCAACACCAGGCCAUCUUCCACAGGGGUCCUGUCACCCACACACAGGCAGGGACCUAUAGGUGCUAUGGUGCCUUCAACAACAACCCAUAUUUAUGGUCUCAUCCCAGCAACCCAUUAGAACUUGAGGUCAAAGAAUGUCCUGAUGGUUCCACCAGACUCAGAGACUCCGGACCUACACAGGGCCCAUCCCAAAACCUGCCUCUUCUGAUUGGCAUGCCAGUGGCCAUCCUGCUGUGUCUCUUCCUCCUUGUCCUCCUUUUCUUAUGCAUCUGCCAUCGCAAAGCCAAAAACAAAGCCACCAAGACAGGGAGACAGCCACAGGCAGCAGAAUCAAGGAAUAGACAGGCCCCUGAAGCUAGAGACCCACAGGAUGUCACCUAUUUGCAAGUGGCCUUCAAUGGCCCCAACCAGGGGACAUUUUCGACACCCAGACAGACCCACACCAGCGAAUAUGCAACCAUUGUCCCAAAAUGAGCUCUGCUUUGGACAGUAAAACAUAGCGCUGCCUGUUGGAAGGCUCCUCCUCUGGAAUCACUGUUUCUGUAUCUGAGGCUGCCGACCUGGCCAAGGGGACCCACAUGACCCCCUGAAUCUGGAGACCUGAACACUAUCACCCAGUCAGUUCCAGAAGCUCUACUACAAUUGUCCAGCAAUUUCUGGGACCCCGCAAAGUUACUGGGACAAUGACAGAGUAGUUUUUGUAUGUUUUCAUUGAUUAAAAAAAUAGACUUCAGUACU